AUUGGGGGGGGGGGGUUGGUGGCUGAGAGUCUAGACUAGUAGCCACGUAGAAAUGACUUGGGCAGGAUAAUUGGAUAUCUUACAAUACAGACGAUAAGAUCAAAUAUAUAUUUCACAGCUGCUGCUGUGCCAUUGAGUUUGGUGAAAUGUGUUGCCUGGGUAGGGUAAGAGUUGACCUCGUGGCGUAAGAGUUGAAUACCCCUGUGCUAGGCUAUCUGCCGCGUGCGCGCGCGUGUGUAUGUGUGUGUAAAGGGAGCGACACAGGAGAUGAGAAGCAGGUACAGGGAGUGAAGGUUUAUUAGCUGACGGACAUGAAACGGAACAGGAACAGCGCCUGGACAGGAACACAUAGCAAACACAAUACGAAAUAAUGCAGACACAGGGAACAUAACCAAGGAACAGACAGAUAUUCCGGGGGUAAUCAACAAAGUGAAGGAGUCCAGGCAACAUCAAAUGGCACUUUGUGUCCCGGGUCCAGACGAGCCAGAUCUUCCACCCAGAUUGCAAAUCACAUACCACCAUAGUCCCUGUGCCAAAGAACACCAAGAUCCACAGAUGAUGCAAUCUCUAUUGCCCUCCACACUGCCCUUUCCCACCUGGACAAAAGGAACACAUACGUGAGAAUGCUAUUCAUUGCCUACAGCUCAGCGUUCAACACCAUAGUACCCUCAAAGCUCAUCUCUAAGCACCCUGGGACUAAACACCUUCCUCUGAAACUGGAUCCUGGACUUCCUGAUCGGCAGCCCUCAGGUGGUAAAGUUCCGUCUCCAGAAAAUGUGACAGUGAGCUGUAACAACUUACAGACAACUGUUGAUUGGAACCACAGUGAACUGCUUCGUCGACCUCUCUUCAAAUUGAAAAUAACUGGUGAUCUCAGUUCGUGGGAGAAUUCCACUAAACAGCAUCAUUAUGACCUCUCCCCCUUGAUGUGGAAUGCUAAAGAACUGGAUCGCUACUUUGUGAACAUAACGGCCAUUGAUGAAAUGGAGGAAUCAGCAUCUCAGAAGUCCUCGAUAUUCACAUUUAAUAGAAUCCUUACAGCUGACAUCCACUGCAAGUUGGAUUUCCCUGCUGUAAAUGUGUCAAUGAAGGAUAUGAAGGUCACAGUGAGCUUCGACAACCCUUACCACCUGUACACAGAACUGAAAGAGUCUCGCAUGGGUGAAGAUGACAAACGCUUCCUAUCCCAAGUAACCUAUGAAAAUACUAAUCACACGUUUGAGUGCCAGAUAGAAGACAAAGUCUGCCAUCAUGACUUCACAGUCCUGGGGAACAAGGAGAAGUACUGUGUUAGUCUGGAGGGGAAUGCAAUGGGCCACCGGGUUAUGUUCAACAGAAAAGGGCCCAUCUGUGUCAAUGAAGAGAAAACAAUUUCACUGGAAUCAUUUUUGCCAUUGAUCAUCAUUGGCAUUGUGGCCUUUGUAGUCUUUGUGACAAUAAGGCUCUGCAAGAGAAGCAUGCGGAAAAGAAACUUGUCCAAUUUACCAAAGUCUUUGGCUUCAACCUUAUCAAACUCACACAAUAAUAUAAUGGACCUGCCAUUUGAGAUCAUGGCGCACAUCAGGGGCAUAGAACCAGUUACCACCACAUCCCAGAGCCUGUUGGAAACUUCAGAAGAGGAGGAGGAACCGGUUGAGACUCCGACCACUAGCGUUGGAUUUUCGGCUAACCCCUUUAGUUCUGGGCAGGUGGGAGAGGGCUUAUCGGACAGCAGGAGCCAAUUACGGACUGAGCUUCAGGUGACACAGCCACGCUCUGUGCUGCUGUGUGGAGAUGACUCCGAGGAAUCAGAGGACAUGGAUUCCACAGCUUCUGGCUAUGACAGACGACACAUUCCUCUACAAGAGGUGGAGGUGGAGAUGAGUGCAGGAGAUGUAGUGGUGGGCUAUGGCCCCACCUGAGCACCUCUGAACUCGGGCCUCUGUAAAAAAAAAAAAAAAAAAAAACCUUUCACUGGAUGGAUUAAGAACAAUGACAUUUGACUUCACAGAACUGGUUUACCUAGGUACACUGAUACACUGUCAUGCCUAACUGAUGUUCAAUCGUGUCCUCAUUGGUGCAGCUCUUCAUUCAAAGACUCAGUCAUGGACAUGCUUACUGAGGUGUGGCUGCUUCGCAUGAUGUAUUGUCUCUACCUUCUUGCCCUUUGUGCUAUUGUCUGUGUAAUAAUGUUGUCAUGUGUUGCUGCCAUGCUAUGUUGUCGUCUUAGGUCUCUCUUUAUGUAGUGUUGCGGUGUCUCUCUUGUCAUGAGUUCUGUCCUAUAUUUUUAUUUUGUAUUUUUAAUCCCAGCCCCCUUCCCUGCAGGAGGCCUUUUGAUAGGUCGUCAAUAUAAAUAAGAAUUUGUUCUUAACUGACUUGCCUAGUUAAAGGUAAAAAAAAAUAAGUAGAGAAAUGUUUAUGAAUUUUUGUACAUUUUAUUUUAAACUUUUUUUUAACAAGGCAAACCCUAACCCGGACGAUGCUGGGCCAAUUGUGCACCACCCAAGGGGACUCACAUCCGGUUGUGAUACAGCCUAGAAUCGAACCAGGGUCUGUAUUGACGCCUCUAGCACUGAGAUGCAGUGCCUUAGACCGCUGUGCCACUCGGGCUGACUCAGAGAACAGUCAGUGACAAAGUGCUCAAAGCCUCCAAGAUGGCAGGCAGUUAUACACCUGUACCACUCUUUCCACCUGAGCCAUUUAAGGAUAACAAUAGGGAUCUCUGACAACACUGGCCAACCUGUCAUACUGGAUUUACGACCAGCUUUAUUUACGUCAACCACUCUUCCAUGAAAAUAUGACCUUGUGGAUCAACGGCACUAAAGAUGUAGCACUGUAGGGUAAAAUACACCAAAUACUAUGUAUCCAAGCUAACCGACUAGGGUGUGAGAUGCAAGGCAAAUAUCACCCACGACAUUGGCCAUCCACUGAAGUUGCAUCAAUUUCUUUCAAUGUUUACCAAAACUUCAGGCCAACUGCCAUUAACCAGGGGCCUGUUGCACAAAACUAGGAUAAGGGAUUAAGCCAGGAUAUCUUGGUGAUCCUGGCUCAAUUGAUCCGUAAUCCGGUUGCACUAAAGAUGGAUAGGGGGCAGGAGGAUAUGUUAUGGUAUAAAUUACCAUGGAGAUUUAUUCUGUGGAGCUAGCCUGCUCCAGACCAGGCUAAAUUCCAGGAUCUAUUUAAUCUCAUCCCUAAUGUCAGUCAGCAGUCACCACAAAUGGAAACCAAUAGUUAUUUCACUGCUCACUAUACAUUGUUAUCACAUGUAACUAGACCCACUGUUAUUAUUUAAACGUUUGUGAUCAUUAAUUUCAAUGAUUUUGGAUAAAAAAUGAUUUUUAGAUGA
This is a messenger RNA of Oncorhynchus nerka (sockeye salmon), 3325 nucleotides long. RefSeq names its product interferon gamma receptor 1-like. Lineage: Eukaryota; Metazoa; Chordata; Actinopteri; Salmoniformes; Salmonidae. Gene Ontology annotation, biological process: cytokine-mediated signaling pathway. The transcript is spliced from 9 exons. The record is from RefSeq and is a predicted model, not a curated record. Gene Ontology annotation, molecular function: protein binding; cytokine receptor activity. Gene Ontology annotation, cellular component: plasma membrane. Bases 624 to 1901 code for a protein of 425 amino acids.